Molecule: messenger RNA, 5205 nt
Organism: Arthroderma uncinatum
Lineage: Eukaryota; Fungi; Ascomycota; Eurotiomycetes; Onygenales; Arthrodermataceae
Product: phospholipase D
Exons: 4
Coding region: 1-5205 (1734 amino acids)
Biological process (GO): cell motility; intracellular signal transduction; phosphatidic acid biosynthetic process
Molecular function (GO): D-type glycerophospholipase activity; phosphatidylinositol binding
Source: RefSeq, a predicted model, not a curated record
AUGGACGAAAACAGCGGAACAAGAGGCCAGGAGGGGCAGGUAAACCCUGCGGACACAGCCCAAGUGCAAGGCGGCAGAAGCACUGAUCCUUUGGCCAAGGGCGAGCAUACUCUGACUGCUCAUAAAGAUUACCCCCAGAGCGAGACCGGGCUACACUACGUAACCGGUACAUCGACCCCUACAGCACGCAGAAGUGUACAGUUUGCCCGGCCAGAGGGCGAGAACGAUGUGCCUGUACACUCCUACUCCCGAACACCUUCCGUACUCACAGCUGAUGAGGAUACCGCGCCGAAACGUGGGCACUUUCAAUUCAUGUCCAAGCUAAGGGCCUUCGCCGCAGCUCCUUCCAACUCUCGUUCAGCUGGCCCGGCUUCGCCAGUAGAGGGGCCGUCCCACGAGAGGACCAUGUCCGAUGGCGCGGGGCUGGCGUCUGACCUGGCAGACUUUCGAUUUCCAAGGGUAGACGAUGGAGGUGGUGGAAGCGACGCGGACGCGGAUGUUGAAUCUAGUUCAGAAGCAGGAUUUGGGGUGCGAAUGAAGAGGAAGAAGCGCAAGACAAAGAGACCGCCAAUGGACCUCUCUCAAACUGCUCCGUCUACCCCGAAAUCAACCUUGUCGGCUGCAAACUCGCUCAACCCCAUCAAUGACCCCCAAUCUGCCAACACCGUCCCGCUGACCUCGCCAAUUCAUCAUCUGCGAGAAGGUGUCUCUGAAGACGAGGGGAGAGAUAGGUUGAACCGGGACAACAUGUGGCGCAGAAGAAGCAAUUGGUUACAGAGCACGCGCGGACGGAGCACCACUGGCCAACGGACCGAUGGACACACGUCCCAAGAUGAGAGACGUCCAACAAAUCUACGGCGUCUCACAGGCUUCGGCGGCACCUCUGACCAUGGAGAUGGCAUCAGCGGAGCCUGGCGACGCCAUAAAGCUGAGCGUGGUUCGAGCCUUAGUGCGCAGAAAUGGAGACAGAUUAAAGCCGGCUUCAAGAUGAUCGGUCAGCGCAAGAGAGCUGAAACUAAUACGGUUGACCACGUAAAGUCUGCCGAACUGCUCGCCGAACUGACUUCAGGUGUGCCCGCUGCCUUGUUAUUAGCCAGUAUGUUUCAAAGAGACGAACAUGGAAGUAGGCGCAUUCCUAUCCUCCUUGAACAGCUCAAGGUCCAUGUAACGGACAGCGAGUUUGAUUCCCACUCGGGCGACCGUCACCUUGUUUUCCGCAUUGAGCUUGAGUAUGGCAACGGCGUGACCCGUAUGAAAUGGAUAAUUCAUAGGACACUCAAAGACUUUGCCAACCUGCAUUUAAAAUAUAAACUUCAGAUUGGCACACAGAGAUACAUCCAGCUACGAAGUCAUGACUCCGGGAACCAGUUACCGCAUUUCCCAAAGAGUGCUUUUCCAUAUAUGCGAGGUGUCCGUGGCCUUGAAAGCGACGUUGAAGAUGAGGAGGACGAAGCCGCAGAAGAUACCGCUGCCGACGCAACUAGUGGAAAUGAACGAUCAAGGAAGAAGAAACGCAGGUCAUCAGUUGGCCUUAUCAGGAGACGAUCCAGUUUAGCCUCACGGCUCGAAGCCCCUGCCAAUUCUGAUAGAGCUGUAGACGGUUCGGCGCCCAAUAUGAUCAAAAAGGAUACUUACCCCGAAAGACAGCGGAAGAAGCUAGAAUCGUAUUUGCAAAAGAUGAUACGCUUCUUAAUUUUCCGGCCAGAUAGUAACCGUCUCUGCAAGUUCCUUGAACUCUCCGCCCUUGGCGUCCGUCUUGCGGCUGAAGGAAGCUAUCACGGCAAGGAAGGGUACUUGGUAAUCCAGUCCUCGAAAGGGUUGGAUUUCAGGAAGGCCCUAAGCCCGUCCCUAGUGAAAUCGCGCCAUUCUCCCAAGUGGUUCUUGGUUCGACAUAGCUACAUAGUCUGUGUCGACUCGCCAGAGGAAAUGCACAUUUAUGACGUCUUCCUAGUCGACUCCUAUUUCCAGAUUCAAGCUCAGAAGGUCCGACUGCGAGAUCAGAAUCCCAAGGAGUUAGCUAAAUCUGCGAAAGAGUCUGCGAAGCACCCCCAACACCACACGCUAAAACUCCAGAAUUCAGAACGCAGAAUGCGGCUGCUUGCUAGGAAUGAACGACAGCUUCGCCAAUUUGAAGAAUCUAUUCGUUUAAUGAUAGACACAACCCCAUGGGCUAAACCAAACCGAUUUGAUAGUUUUGCUCCAGUGCGGCCAAACUGUUUCGCACAAUGGCUGGUAGACGGACGUGACUAUAUGUGGGUAGUUUCUCGAGCAAUUAGCCAGGCAAAGGAUGUUAUAUACAUUCACGAUUGGUGGCUAAGCCCUGAACUCUACAUGCGGCGUCCUGCUGCUAUCAGUCAGAAAUGGCGUCUCGACCGUCUACUUCAACGCAAGGCGCAAGAGGGUGUCAAGGUAUUCGUUAUCAUGUAUCGAAACAUCAACUCCGCCAUCCCUAUCGAUUCUGAAUAUUCAAAAUUCUCCCUUCUAGACCUACACCCCAACGUCUUCGUUCAACGGUCUCCAAAUCAGUUCAGGCAGAACACAUUCUUUUGGGCCCAUCACGAGAAGCUUUGCAUUGUUGAUCAUACGUUGGCGUUUGUUGGUGGGAUUGAUCUAUGUUUUGGCCGAUGGGAUACACCGCAACAUCUAAUGACAGACGAUAAGCUUACUGGGUUCGAGAUGACAGACUCCCCCAAAGAUGCGGAUCAUUGUCAGCUAUGGCCAGGCAAAGAUUAUUCGAAUCCGCGGGUUCAAGAUUUCUAUGACCUGGAUAAGCCUUAUGAAGAGAUGUAUGACCGUGAGGUUGUUCCACGCAUGCCAUGGCAUGAUAUAUCUAUGCAUGUAGUAGGACAACCAGCUCGAGAUCUUACCCGCCACUUCGUCCAAAGAUGGAACUACAUUCUUCGUCAGCGCAAGCCUACGCGACCGACUCCGUUCCUUCUGCCGCCACCAGACUUUAAUCCUGCUGACCUUGAAGCCCUGGGUCUAGAUGGGACGUGCGAAAUCCAAAUUGUGCGAUCAAGCAGCAUGUGGUCUACGGGUACUCCCGAUGUUGUCGAAUGCAGCAUAAUGAAUGCGUACGUCAAAAUGAUCGAGAAGUCUGAUCAUUUCGUUUACAUCGAGAAUCAAUUUUUCAUCAGCAGUUGCGAAAUUGAAGGGAAGAAGAUAGAAAACCAUAUAGGCGAUGCACUGGUGGAGAGAAUUAUUCGUGCCGCUGAUAAUGAUGAGGCAUGGCGCGCAGUGAUUUUGAUACCACUUAUGCCUGGUUUCCAGAACACGGUAGAUACGGAGGGCGGUACUAGCGUGAGGUUGAUCAUGCAGUGCCAGUACAGAAGUAUUUGUCGCGGUGAAACUUCCAUUUUCGGUCGUCUACGUGCUCGUGGCAUCGAGCCUGAGGAUUAUAUUCAAUUCUUCAGUCUGAGGUCAUGGGGUAGAAUCGGACCGAGAAAGAGCCUAGUCACAGAACAGCUAUACAUCCACGCGAAAUGCAUGGUUGUUGAUGACCGGGUUGCCAUUAUCGGUUCAGCGAACAUCAAUGAACGCUCUAUGCUUGGUUCAAGAGAUUCAGAAUGUGCUGCUGUUGUUCGAGAUGCCGACCUGAUUCAGUCCAGUAUGAAUGGAAAACCGUACCUCGUUGGGCGUUUCCCACAUACACUUCGAAUGCGGCUGAUGAGAGAGCAUCUAGGCUUCGAUGUUGAUGAAAUUGUGGAAGAGGCGGCAUUGGUGCCUGAGGAAGACAAUAUAGACAGCAACAUCGCGCAGCGGCCUGACAUUGCAGUGCGCAAGGAAGCAGGCACCGCUGACGGCGAAAAUCAGCUUGACAAAGAAGACUUAGAGCGGAAGCAGAAACUUCAGGAGGAAUUCCUGGCUAGGUCCGAAGACAUGCAUAGUUUCAAUCACGAUGUCGAUUGGGAGCAGGCCGGGAAUCCAAAUCUUAAAUCGAAUAGAAAACUCACUGCGGACGCUAGGGUGACUAGAAAUGAAGAUCAUCGCAAGGACUUGGAGGGUCUUGGAGUGGAUCAGAUGAAACGAAAUGGAGAAGCCGCUGGCAUUACCGGCCGUGAUACGUUCAUCGAUAAGGACAGUGUUGAGGUCUUGGUCGGGGGUAAGGGCAAGAGCCAUCCGACUUUAUCUACAGUACCGUGCGAUGAUAUAUCCGAGGCCCAGGGCUCUGCUACCCAUACCAGACAGCCAACUGCCCCGGGUACCCCAGAGACCCGCGCAAGGAGCGUUUCUAUCGUCUCUAGCCCUCGAAUGACAGGGCAGAAUCGACCAGCUGUAACCAGCACUGCCGAUGAUCACAUCCAGCAUCUCUCCCUAGACGCCACACAGCCUAAGACCACCUCACACCCUCUAUCGGACGAAGUGAAGCGACCCAUUCUCGACAAAGAUUGCAUGAAAGACCCGUUGCUUGACUCCUUUUACCUGGACACCUGGCAGGCAAUCGCAGAAAACAACACGAAACUUUUCAGGACCGUUUUUCGUUGCAUGCCAGAUAGUGAGGUCAAGUCAUGGAAAGAAUAUAAGGAAUAUGACGGAUAUGCCGAACGAUUUGCCGACAUGCAAAACAACUGUCAUCAUCCCUCUGCACCAUCUAAUGCAUGCCCUCGAAAUGGCCCUCCAGGUGCAACUACUGCUGCUCCCACUGCUCCCACAGGCGGCAAGCUUGGUGCAGAGAUUGGGAAUGCGUUUGAGGACGUGAAGGAGAAAAUUGCAAACAACUCAGAGAAAGACGCGCAUGCAAACCUGCACCAGUGGGCUGUGGAAGCCAACAAAGCACAGCUUGAACGUCAACAGGAAGAAUUAGCCAGCGUCGAGAAAUUAACUUCAAAUCCCGAUACUCCCGCGCCUGUCGGCAAUAAUGUCGACACAAGAUCCUCUAAUUCUAGUCGUGUUGCAGAUCCUUCCACAACUGCUACUGCCCCAGAAAAAUAUCUUGAGCUGCCACGGUCUGCUCAAUCUGAAGCGCCCACCGCUGCCAGUAUUGGCCUGUCACAGCGACGUAGGCGAAGAGCAACUACCCGCAGUUCCAGGAAAGAGUUCCAUGCGGUGGACGAUAUCAUUGAAAUGCACGAAGCAGGUGAACUACUUAACUUGGUGCAGGGUCACUUGGUCCUCUGGCCGUAUGAAUGGUUGGAACGUGAAGAGCAGGGAGGUAAUUGGUUGUAUACGCUCGACCAAAUCUCCCCUCUAGAAAUAUAUAAUUGA